Annulohypoxylon maeteangense is the source of this 3188-nucleotide messenger RNA. RefSeq lists its product as uncharacterized. The record is from RefSeq and is a predicted model, not a curated record. The coding region runs from base 197 to 3049 and encodes 950 amino acids. Gene Ontology annotation, biological process: positive regulation of transcription by RNA polymerase II; negative regulation of transcription by RNA polymerase II. NCBI's taxonomy places the organism in Eukaryota, Fungi, Ascomycota, Sordariomycetes, Xylariales, Hypoxylaceae. Gene Ontology annotation, molecular function: DNA-binding transcription factor activity, RNA polymerase II-specific; RNA polymerase II cis-regulatory region sequence-specific DNA binding; zinc ion binding. The transcript has 3 exons.
GGAAAACAAACUUCGGGAUAGCGUUCGGCUUGCGAAGGAACUUGGGCUGACAGCCCAAACCUUGGAACGUGGGGAAUCUUGGAAAGUGACCCGUAAUACAUACGAAAUAACGUCUCCAACAAUUCCGUUCACAAAAAGAGAAGAAGAAAAAAAGACCGGCUUCGACCCCAAGUUUCUCUACCCGCCAUUAUCCUAAAUGGCCACCAGUAUAGCAUCGCCUAUAGCUAUCUCAGAUCCUUCCACAGCGAUGAAUCCCACAACAACAGAGCACGACUUUCGUUUCCCGCGAAGACCCUUCGAGUCCAACCAGUUGACCAAAACGAGUGCCGACGAGAACAGUCCCGGAGACUUGCGCAUACAGGAGCUCAACUUAGAUUUCACGAAACCUGAUAACUCGGUAAUGUUCGAUUUUCUACAUGGCUCGAGUUUCCCUAGCCUACAGAAUGACGCGGCCGGAAACAACGAGACCAUAGAACAGAUGCAGGAGAGCGAUCCGCUUGCAACGCAAGUUUGGAGGUUCUAUCGCAAUACGAAGCAAAACUUACCAAGCCAGGAGCGCAUGGUAAACCUGACGUGGCGCAUGAUGCACUUGAGCCUUCGGAGGAGGCAGCAGGCGGAAGAUGCUCGUCGCGCCGCUCUUCGUGAGUCUGGUAACGCCGCAGCGAAUAAUGCCAAUAUUCCCAGUGGUAUUGCGCAGCUUAGAAAAACUUCAGAUCAGAAUCUCGCACAUGCGGAUCCUAUGAAUCUUGACGAUUUCAUAUUUCCCGAGAAUGUGGCGACCCCGGCGGGAUUAGCGGCGACGCCCUCACCCGACGGGAGCAAACAAGAGGGGGAAAAGUCGGCUCACACCACAGCAGCCGCCAUCCCUAUCAAAUCCCGCAAAAUUUCCUCUCAGCAUUUCGUUCCCCAAUCUGUUCCAGUUCCUGCUCAUCAGAGAAAUCAGGAUGAAUUUGCGUAUGUGACUCGACAUCAUCGGAAAACUAGCAUCGACGAAAGGAGGACCCGGAACUUGAAACGCCCUGCUAACUUCUCUCCUCAUGUCUCUGCACUCAAUAGCAAUAAUUUCGUCGCCAAUGAGUUGGACGCCGAUUCCGACCUCCACGAAUAUUCUCUAGAUAGCUCUCACCCAAACAGCAACGCUCCUAUGUCUCACCACCCGGGCGUUCCCUUUCCUCUUGACACCUUCCCCAUGGAGAAUGACCCCAUCAUCACAUCAGCGGGGCCUUUUCAGCAAGGUUUUUCGUUCUCGCCUUCGACGUCACCAAUGGUGCCCCAUGGACCCUUUUCGAACUUUUAUAAUCAUCACGGCGUUCCUUCGAGCUCCGUGAAUGGCGCAGACUACUAUUCUCCCCCGGGAUCUGCGUAUCAGUCCGCAGUUUCUACACCACACCCAAUGGCCGAAAAUGAAAACAUGUUCUUCGGGUCGAUGGAUAUCCGUCAUCAACGAGCUCAAGGUUUUCGCUCUAACCAGGGAUCAAUGAGAAAUCAAAUGGCCCAGCAGUUUAUGCACCAACAUAAUGGUAAUUCGAUGUUCCCUCCGGCUACUACCGGGGCGGAAUCGUCCACCUCGUUUACCCAGACUCUUAAUUUUGGCCAUGUUGAUCCAAGCCAAGUUUUCCAGUCUGAUCACCCAGUUCGAUCACCUGGAGUUGGGAUGGCGCACGAAAAUAUGUUCAAUUUUGGGGCUGACUCUGACAAUGAGGAUGAAGAUGGGGGUGCAUUCGCUGAUCGAAAUAUGGGGAUGCAUCAAGCAUUCUCGCCCGAUAAUGAUAUGGAUAUGGGCAAUCAGAAUUCCUUAGGAUGGGAUGCUUCUUUGCCUGGGCAGUUUAGCACACAGGCGGCUCGUUAUCCCGGUGGACCUCCCCGUAAGCAGGUUACUAUAGGAGGUACAACAACGGAUUAUCUGGAUUCCAAUGAUUGGGAUGGUCAAGGCGGUCUGCCGAGGUCCCAGUCGUUUCGGUCAACCGGCGAUAGGCGUCAGAAGAUUCCUCGUACGGCUUCUACACCGAAUGCUAACAUGGGCGGCCGCGGAAAUCCAUUCGACAAAUUGGCCCAGUCGAACCCGAAUUCCCCACCAGGAGAUGUGUCAGGAAACGUAUCUGGCUUCUCUUCCGUGGCACCCAGUCGACCUGCUUCCCCGCCCGGUUCUAAGCAUGGCUCCACGAGCAACCUGCAAGCUGCCGCAGGAGGCCAAGGAGAUGGAAACGCGCCUACUACUUGUACCAACUGUUUUACGCAAACCACACCGCUAUGGCGUCGGAAUCCAGAAGGCCAGCCUCUUUGCAACGCCUGCGGUCUAUUUUUGAAGCUUCACGGAGUUGUGAGACCUCUAAGUCUAAAGACCGACGUUAUCAAGAAACGUAACCGUGGAUCUGGUGCGAGCCUUCCGGUUGGCGGUACAAGCACAAGAUCCAAGAAGAAUACUGGAAAUGUUCCAGGUAACGCUUCUGGGCCUACUUCGCGUAAAAAUUCAACUUUGACUAUGUCUACUACAAACAAUACAGCGCAAGUAACAACCCCACCAUCGGCAACUAACAGAGCCGGCAGCGUCAACGAGGGUGAAAGUCCCGCAAGUGGUGCUGGCGGUUCUGGUGGUAACACGGCAGGUAGUACGCCAACGAGCUAUGCAGGUUCUGCCACUGGCGCCGUAGGUGGCAAAGGUGUUGUGCCAAUUGCGGCAGCUCCCCCGAAGAACGCGCCAGGACCAGGCGCCGCCUCACUCCCUCGAACUAUUAGUACCAGUGGCUCGUCCAAACGCCAGCGCCGCAGUAGCAAGAGCACUGGUCCCAACGAAUCUAGUGGUAUGGAUGUUGACAGCCCCGAGAAUUCGACGGGUUCGAAUGAAGCAGCUCGCUCCACCGGGUCUUCCAGCGGGUUUACUAGUAUGUCCAACCCGGGAACUUUAGGUCUUGCAAACGGUUUCGGUAUGACCCAAAGACCAAUGAUGGGACCCGGGAUGGUCGGGAUGUCCACAACUCCUAGUGGUGUAAUGAAUUCUAGUUCUGGAAACGGUCCACAAGAAUGGGAGUGGUUGACGAUGAGUCUUUAAAUAAUUUCGGGAGUUAUUAGACGUCCCUCCUGUGGUUAUUUACGACACGGGCUUGGAUUUUACCCAAUUACGCAUUCAUUCAAAUGAGUUUGCUUGGAUCAUGUGCGGAGGCUAUCUGAUUUCGGCUAAUCGCACUCAA